Rotaria sp. Silwood2 is the source of this 219-nucleotide messenger RNA. NCBI's taxonomy places the organism in Eukaryota, Metazoa, Rotifera, Eurotatoria, Philodinida, Philodinidae. The record is from the annotation of a GenBank genome assembly.
AUGAUUAUUGGUUUUGAUCCUGAUAAUGCAGUUGAUAUUCGAGAUAUUACAGUAGUAGAACGUGAACUACAGAAAUUUUUACCUAAUUGUAAAGUCAAACAUGUUUUUGGACAUGAUUGGUCAUGUAGUUACCGAGGUUGUACAGAUGGUGCAUUUGAAAGUGGUUUUAUUACUAGUGUACGUAAACUUCAACAGUAUUUUAACAGUCAAAUUAUCUAA